AUGAUUGUGAGAAUAACAGCUUUGAUUCUUCUUUGCACACCAGCUGUGAUUCAAACUUCAGAGGUUCCUCAGCUGAUCACUUUGACUGUUGUUGAACUUGGUGACAAUGUUACUUUUGGCUGUGAAGUCUCUGAGAAGGAGUUAAAAUCCUUUCAUUGGUAUAAACAAUCUCUGGGACACUUGCCCCGAAGUGUUGCUUCUGUUGUUUUUAACCAAAUAGCUUUAUCUGAUGAAUUUAAAGAUUCACGUUUCACUGUGAAUAAAGAAGCAUCUCAAUAUAUAUUUACUAUUAGAAAUGUCAGCAAAGAGGAUGAAGCAACAUAUUUCUGUCAAACGGGAGCCACAUAUUCACAGAUGUUCAGCAGUGGCACAUUCUUGGCUGUGAAAGAUCACAAUCAUCAGAAAUCUGUCUACGUGAAACAAAAUCCAGAGAAAGAGUCUGUUCUUCUGGGAGACUCUGUGACACUCGAAUGUUCACUUCUCUCCAAGAACAAAGAAAAAGCACUCCAAUGUCCAGAUGACCACAGAGUGUACUGGUUCAGAGCUGGAUCUGAAAGAUUUGCUCCAAACAUCAUUUACACUCUCGUGAACAACAGUGAUGAAGCUCUUAAGAGACGAUGUGUCUACAGCAUGACCAAAACCAUACAGAACUCCUCAGAUGUCGGGACUUACUACUGUGCUGUUGUCACAUGUGGGGAGAUCCUGCUUGGUGAAGGAACUAAGGUGGAGACACGCUCAAUCCAAGCCCCCAACUUCAUCUCCACCACCAGCAUCAAACUCCUGAAGCUCCUGUCCUAA
Molecule: messenger RNA, 798 nt
Organism: Pelmatolapia mariae (spotted tilapia)
Lineage: Eukaryota; Metazoa; Chordata; Actinopteri; Cichliformes; Cichlidae
Exons: 4
Coding region: 1-798 (265 amino acids)
Biological process (GO): response to bacterium
Source: RefSeq, a predicted model, not a curated record